Messenger RNA from Besnoitia besnoiti, 975 nucleotides. RefSeq lists its product as uncharacterized. The coding region runs from base 1 to 975 and encodes 324 amino acids. The transcript is spliced from 3 exons. NCBI's taxonomy places the organism in Eukaryota, Apicomplexa, Conoidasida, Eucoccidiorida, Sarcocystidae. The record is from RefSeq and is a predicted model, not a curated record.
AUGGAUGUCGUGUUCGAGUUUACGCGCGUCGUCAUCUCCGCCGUUAGCAAAAGAUGUGCCUGCACCAUCCUCGAAGUUGCCAGGCAGAGCCCCCGCUACAGCGGGAGGCUGAUUGAAAUGGGCCAGGCGACCAACCGAGCGUACGUCCACCUGAAGUACUUCAGUGGGCGAUUCCUCAUCCCACCCGGAUCACCUCACUGCCACGCCAGACAGGCGGCCGCCUCCGCGUCGCAGGCCGCCCACGCUGCGCAGGCUGCAGCCGCUACGCCGGCCGCGGCGAAAGCCUCUCGCCCAGCCACUCAUAAUAGGGCGGACGUUCUCGCCUCUACGCCCCCCCUUACCCCUACUACCGCUACUCCUCCUACUACCCCUCCCCCUCCCCCCUCUGCCCCCCCUCUUCCUCGACGACCCCUACCCCCCCUCUCCCCCUCUGCCCCUACCCCGGCCCCUUCCUCGUCGCGGCAGGGCGCGGCCGAGUCCGCGCAGACUCCUCCUGCGUCGUGCCCGCAGGCGAACCACGCGGACGCGCCGGCGUCCUCCGCGUCGAGUGCCUCGUCUCCUGGAACCUCGUCCGCAAAGGCCUCCUCUCCAUGGAACCGGUCGGGAAUGAGAAUCACGCUCAACGUCAAACCGCUCGAUGAAGACAAAGCACUCGAGGUUGGAGCAGAGGCGCUCAGCGACGGCAUCGUGAUGCUGGUGAUGCUUUGUCUGGUGACUGUGGGUCUGUACAUUCGGCGGCUUUACGCUGCGCGUUCGGAGGCGAAAGUCCGCCAGCGCGAAGAGGCACUCCGCGAGCGGCAUGCAGAGACACAGCGGCAGCUGGAGCAGGUCAUUUUCUUCCUCCAGCAGACCUUCCCGGACUUUGAGCUGUCGCAGACGACGGCCGCUGCCGCCCAAGCUGACGCCACGCUGAAUCUACCUCAGCAGCCUCCGCGUCCUCAGCAGGAGGGGGCGGUCGCGCACCCUACACGAUAG